This is a messenger RNA of Suhomyces tanzawaensis NRRL Y-17324, 2097 nucleotides long. RefSeq lists its product as uncharacterized. The transcript has a single exon. The record is from RefSeq and is a predicted model, not a curated record. The annotation marks the transcript as partial. Lineage: Eukaryota; Fungi; Ascomycota; Pichiomycetes; Serinales; Debaryomycetaceae.
CAGUUGCAUCGCUCGAUCAAGCUCCAUUUCAAAAACGCCUACAACCUGAUCGUGGCGUCCACCAGCUUCGCUACUGACAAUAACCCCUACUUCGAGGCUGCGCUUGUCCGCAUCUACGACGACAAGAUUGCCAACGACUGGUCCAACGAGUUGUGGGACCUCCAUCGCGAAAUCGACUACCCUCUUGACAUCGCCCUUCCCUACUACUACCACACCCAGGAAAAGCCAGCAGCCCAGCCGUUUGACCCCAGGUUCACCAUCGCCGUCUACCUCCACCAUUUAGCCCUGGACCCCUCGGAGGUGCCCUUUCACUGGUCCGACUGGGUGGAUGUCUCCAGGCUCAACAAGUACAUUCUCAACCCCAAAAAAGUGUCUGACGCCUGCACGUCGUUGUUCGAUAUCAGGAGCGACAAGCAGUUGGUUGACGGGUCCACUGUUCGGGACCCCACGCACUACUGCACCAACGAUGCGGACUUUGCGCUCGGGUACAGGAUCCACCAGUUCGCAGGCCAGCAGACAGAAAACAACCACGAGAUCCUAGGAAAGUCGUACUUGUACUCCACCGCCCCCUCUCCAUUGAAAUUGGUGUUUUUGACAAACGACAAGGGCUCCUACACGGUGGAUGUUCAGGACCCCGACAAGCCGUCGCUCCAGCACUCGCUCCUCCAGAAUGGCAUGAUCGAGCAGAUGUUGGACCAGAACGUACUCCGCACGUCGCAGCCAUUGAACGUACAAAAAGCAUACACCGCAUUGACAUCCCUCAGGCCACUUCCGGACACUCCCCAAAUGACGGAACACCAGGUCAAAAUUCCGGAAGAGGCCUUUAACGUGAACCCCUACAAAAUCAUCGCCGACUUCGAGUCCGCUCCGGAACCCCUCUCGCGGUCCCACCAGGCAUACCUCGACUCGGUGAGAAAUUCCGUCGCCAACAGAGACCCUCCCAAGUUCUUCUACGAAGCCAAGCUCCUCCAGCUGGUGUCCAACAACUGGCGUGGAGAGCACUACGACUGGCGUUUUUUCAACGGAAUCACCAUUGGCGACGACCAGCACUUGGUAACCUUGCACAGAUUGCUCAAAAACUACCUCCAUUUUGCCAGAACCCACAACCUCAAGACCUGGAUUGCCCACGGCUCGUUGUUGUCAUGGUACUGGAACGGAAUCGCAUUUCCCUGGGACACGGAUGUGGACGUGCAGAUGCCCAUCGAGGACCUCUACAAGUUGGCGCAGGACUUCAACCAGACAUUGGUGGUCGAAAACGCCGCUUCUGCAGAUGGCUCUUUCGACGGCAUGGGACGCUAUUUUGUGGACGUAGGCUCGUCCAUUUCCCACCGCACCAAGGGCAACGGCCGCAACAACAUCGACGCCAGGUUCAUCGACAUCGAUACUGGCCUCUACAUCGACAUCACGGGGUUGGCGCUCACCGACACCCCAGUGCCUGACCGGCUCAAGUAUCUCGCCAACGCCACGUCGGGAACCACCACCACCGCAAGCAUCAAGGCCUACAACUGCCGCAACAUGCACUACAACACCUACGACGAAUUGUCGCCUUUGGUGAUGACUGUAGUGGAGAACCAGGUCGGAUACGUGCCCAGCAACUUCAUCGUGGCCCUCAACGCCGAGUACUCACCCAGAGCCAUGACCGAGCUCUUCCACAGAGACCACUUCUACAACUUUCACUUGCGCAUGUGGAUGCCCACCCAGACAGUGUCGGACUACAUGACACUGGCUGAGCAGUGGUUGCACAUGCGUAACUCGACGUUGAACAACCCCAGAGUGAUGGGGGAAAUCCGCACCCGUGACUUCAAACUGGCUCAGCUCAAGUCGCUUGGCCUCGACGACCACAUCAACCUUUUGCAGGACAACGGGUUCUUUGGUGAGUACUACAAGACCAAGCAAUUCACCUGGUUGCACCAGCAGGAAAUGACGCUUCUUUUGGACCCACACGGCCAGCCGCAGGCUCAUGCCAACCUCUUGAAGAGGUACUCGCCUGGAACGGGGCUCAAGCCAGAUGUUUUUAUGGACCUGGUGAUGCGGGACAUGAAGAAGUUCAGCUACUCCACGCGCAUGAAUGAGAUCCUUGCCUUGUCCAGCUUGUAC